AUGGUCUCUAACCGAGAAUCCGCAAGGAGGUCACGUAUGCGCAAGAAGAAGCAGAUCGAAGAGCUGCAGCAACAAGUGGAACAGCUCAUGGUAUUGAACCAUCACUUGUCUGAUAAAAUCAUCAAUUUGUUGGAAAGCAACCAACAGAUCCUGCAAGAGAACUCACAGCUAAAAGAGAAAGUCUCUUCCUUUCACUUGCUCAUGGCAGAUAUGCUAAUACCCAUGAGAAAUGCGGAUGGCAGCAUCAAUGACCGCAAUGCGAAUCAUCUCAGAGGAGAAACAUCGAACCGGACCAGCACUUUGUUUGGUAAGUAA
This is a messenger RNA of Thlaspi arvense, 315 nucleotides long. The record is from the annotation of a GenBank genome assembly. NCBI's taxonomy places the organism in Eukaryota, Viridiplantae, Streptophyta, Magnoliopsida, Brassicales, Brassicaceae.